GUACGUUUCUCGUUGUCUACUCACCUUUCAUGAUUUGAUCCAGGUCUUCUUUAUCAGGAACAAGAAGCACUGUUGGUAUCAUGUGAAGCGUGUUUCCAACUUUUUAGAACAUUUAUUUGAGUUUUGCUGGUAUAACAAAAAGAAGAAUAUAUAAAAAACCAUGUCAUCUUCCAGCGGAGACGUCUAUGGCGCGAUCAGCAAGGCUCGGCCAGCCUUAUCCGAGAAGGUUGAAAAAGUAAAGGAUUAUGCGAAUAGGAAGUUGUAUCAUCAACUCGUCGAAGAAUUCUCAACCUUGGUCCAAGAAUUUUUUGCUGCCGGAGGGGGUGCUAAUGUUAUGGAAUGCGAAUGUGAUUGUUCUGACAUCAUGCUUUGCUUAAUACGUGUCCAACCUUUAGUUUCUUAUUCUUCUCGUUCCCCUUGGCAAAUCGGACUCCUGAGCAGGACUGUGGUGAAAAAGUAGUGACUUCUCUCUCUUCUCACCCCCAAGAACUUCUUCUAAUAAGCACAGCAAACUCGUCUUGGUUCUCUUCGACAAGGAGAUCAAGCCGAUUGGAGGCAAGCUCAACCCCGUUAGUUACAUGGAGCUUGUGGGUUACCUGCUCAACUCCUGCUUCCCAGCUGGAGGCGCACAGAAGACGGAGAAGAUCACCUUCAUCGAAGACAACUUCAAGCCGUUCGACAUCUUCGAAGAUGAACCGGAGGCUUCUAGCAAGGAUGACAAAUCGAAAUCCAAGAAGGAUGGCGACAAGAAGGGAGAUGACAAGAAAACUAGUUCUUCCUCUACAGCAAACAUUAAGGCUUCCCCUAAUUCAAUUCAUCUUCAGACGAGGCAUCUCGAAGGUUGAAGUCUUGCUUCUUUCAUAAAGGUAGAAGGUAGGGCUGUUUUGUUUCUGAUCAGUAUCCUCAGUGCUUUUUAGUAGCAGAUGAUUUUGUUUCUGAUCAUGUAAGGUAGGUGGUAAAACAGGCCCGAGAUGUAGUCAAGAGUGUCUCGAGAAGAUGGCUUAGGGUGAGCUCUAAAACCGAGAGCAGUGGAGAUGUGGAGAUGAAAGACGCAUCGGCAACAACUUCUAGUGGCCCGAGUAAGAAGAAGAUCGGCAACCUUUCGCAUUACUCCAAAGCGGCAGAGGCAGACUUCUUAGAUGCGAAAGCGCUGUACUUGGCGCUCAAGGGCAACGUAUUGAUUGCAGCAGGCGACAUCGAAAAAGCGAAAGAGGCGGUGACUGACGACUUGACAGCACAACUGUUGAAGAAGCGCGUAGCAGUGUCGGUGAAACCGAAGGUGUUUUCGGCUUACCACAAGGCGUUGAUGAACGUUUACCAUGCAACGCAGAGUAGCUCAUUGUACUUUCUUAAGGUUUGCUUUUGAUGUCUGAGAUGUGAAUCAGUAUCCUCAGUGCCUUUUAGUAGCAGAUGAUUUUGUUUGUGAUCAUGUACAGAGAAAUCAAUGUUCCUGAUAUGACCCUCCGUCUACUCACAUGAUCUACCCUGCAACAUGCAUCUUAUCACACCAUGGACCACAGGUAUUACCAAGCCGGAGUCAACUACCUCCGCUACACACCUCUCGAGGAGGUGCUAAAUAAAUCGGAAUUAGCUGUGAAUCUAGGCAUCGCGGCCUUAGUAGCACCAGGCGAGUACAAUUUUGGCGAGCUGCUAGGUUUGCCAUUGUUUCAGACAGAGGAGGCACAGAAGCUGUGGAUUUAUGACCUCCUUUUCGCAUUUCAAGAAGGCAAAUAUGACUUGUACGAUGCGGCAAAGACGAAGUGGAAGGGAGAGGUACAGCUCUAGUUGUGGAUUUUGAUACGAUUAACUCGCCGUUUUUCGUAACUGAUGAAAAAAAUGGGGUAAAAAAUACAGACAGCAUUCAGACGACCAUUUCCUUCUCACAAUAAACCUCCACUUCUACAACUCCAUCACACCCUUCACUCCAACCCUAAAACCAGAUUUCCAAAGUUCCUAUUCUCGCGGAGAAGGACAAAAUCGUUUACGAGAAGUUUUGCGGCUCAGUUUUGAUGGAGUAUGCUUUUCGACAAGCCAAGGGCAAGAGGAAACUCUCCCUAGAGGAGCUCAAAAAACAGAUUCGGGUCGACGACGUUGAAACGCUUUUGAUCAACGCAAUGUGUGCAGGCCUAAUUAAGGGCACAAUCGAUCAGGUGGAUGGGACGUUUGCGUAUACUUGGGUAAAACCACGAGUCUUGGACAAGAAUAGGCUGAAGGCGUUGGAGGAAAGGGUACUUUUUAUGUAAUCAGGAUUGAAAGCUAGUUCUAGAUCUCAAGCGCCUGUCCUUCUUUGAUGUAUCUAGCAUAGCUCUUGCAAGUUUGAGGGCGCAGCAGGAGCCAGCGAAUUGCUGAAACCCAGUCGCUGUGCCGUCUUCGCCGUCGGUACAACUGCGCCCGCCUUCUUUCCCUGUGCGUACACUACAGCGGCACAGAACUGCCGCACCUCCUUACAAUCGCUCACCUUAAAGCCCUGGGGGCCGUAAGUAAGCGCGAACCACAUUGCGCCACCCGCCACGUAACGCAUCACAACGAACGCACGCCGCAGACGCUGAGAGGCGGCGCCCCUCGCCCGAUGGUUGCCGGCAAGGUUCCGACGCAGGCGCAGGGGCAAAGCUUUCGGAAGGGCAGACGGACGCCCGCACGGAAGCCAGGAGAGGGGCCAGGCAUCGGAGAGCACAGGCCCGCAACGCAGAGACAGACGGCGGGCGAAGCGUGGACCUUGGGCCGCUAUAGGUUUGACGGCAGCACUAGCCCACAGCUUCCAGCAGUUUACCCCGCAAAGUGACCAACUCAACAGUGAGCAAAAGGCGAGGGCCGCCAGCCUGGAGACUGGCCGGCCUUGCAAGGUGCUCGCGCUAUUCGUGCCGGAGAGAGCGGCGGGCCUUGCGUACGCUACGCGGGUGAACUUACUCAAAGCGGAGGCGCGCCCUUUAUCAUUUGGCUUCGCGUGAUGUCGGCGGCUUCUAUUGGGGCCCACCAGUGGCUUUCUCUGUGUGGUUUCGGCGCUCUCCGCAGCGUGGACAAAUUUUCUCGAAACGACAGCGGUCCAGCCGUUGCGCAUGCUGUGAAAAUACAGCUGCGAAGUUUGUCACUGUGCGCGAAUCUGCUCGCUGGUGUCUGCGAAUGCCUCCGUGGCUCCUUCGCUGGUGGCGUGGCAGAAUGGAAAAAGAAGGCGGCAGACGUUGAGGAGCGCGGGCUUCUUCAAGCUUUCCACAUCGGCUCGCGCAGUCUGUCGCUUCAUGGGUGCCGGUGCAGACCUGCGCGGCAGUCCGCAAGCCCACCGCAGGCGCUGCGGGUGUGAAAGGGGGUCGCGCUGUCUUGCGGGGUGUGUGCCCGCUGCUGCGUGCAGCCGUCUGGGCUGUGGGGGGGACAUGGCGAGGGGUUAGCCGCGGGGGCUUGGUCGUGCAUUUUACACAUAGGGAGAACGCAAGGAAGCCAUGGGGCAGGGAAGUGGCUGGGGGUGAACGGCUGAAAGGCUGCGGCCGCCGGUGGCUUGUUGCGCCGCGUCAGCCUGCCACUCGCUCGCGAUUGUAUUCCAUUCGGGCGCGCCCGAUUAUCUGCUUCGGCUUGGAUGGUUUCUGCUGUGAUGUUCGCUGCCUUUUCGUGUACCUGCACAUAGAUACACCCUGGCGACUACGUGGUGAGUGCCAUGGAUUCACUCGUGGGCUUUAUCGUUUGCUGCCUCGCUCUUCGCUCUUCUCGUCUUUUUCAAGAGACAGACUAAAGGUUUGAGCGGGUUCGCCCUACCCCUUUCCGCCCUUGUUAGGCUUUGCGCUGACUUCUACGGCCAUUAAUUCCGGCACGCUCGCUGUUGGAAGUGUUUUGUCUCGCCAUUUGGUUAGGAGUAGGUACUCGUCGGUCAGUGGGGCACCAUGGUGAUGCAAUGCUCAAAAACAACACAGGUAGGCCACUGGAUCGAUCAGCAGAGUGCCGUCUUGCGGCAGUUCGAAGAGCUUACGCCGGCGUUGUUGGUCACUGUGUAACCCGGCGUCGAUCGUAGUCGAACUGAUGUGCUGGCGAUUUUUUGAAGUUUUUUGAGUAGGAAAAAGACGCGGCUAACAUUUACUAUCCCAGUGGUAAUGAAAUAAACCACAACGUUGAAGAUGACGACUUGUGAUUCAAGCACAUCGAUCAAGAAGUGAGUAGUCCUCGAUCUGAAAACCAUCAAGAAGUGUGACGAGACCAUCCCAUUCAUCUUCAAUUUGGUCCUGAAUACAGAAACCCCAAGCACGAAGCGAAGAAACAGUCCCCACCCACCUACAAUAACCCUUGAUUGUGUAGCAAAUUUUUGCGACCUCGAAAUUAGUCAUGUGUGAAGAUCCGAAGCGACGCC
Molecule: messenger RNA, 4330 nt
Organism: Amoebophrya sp. A25
Lineage: Eukaryota; Dinophyceae; Syndiniales; Amoebophryaceae
Source: the annotation of a GenBank genome assembly